AUGAUAACUGAGGAAAAAGUAAGCCCAAUACUUGAAAAAAAAAAUAAAAAAAAGAAGGUAUCACCUUUGACUAUUCAUGAGGUACGAUGGUUUUAUAAAAGAAGUAAUGAAACAAAAUGGCUUCCAUUUAAGGGAUAUGACUCAAUUAAUAUAGAACUUCAUUAUCGACAAAUGUUUGGUGUUCCAAUAGAAGAGGAAGCACAACAUUUAUUAGAAGAAUGUUCAGAUUCAAUUGACAUUAUAGUGAUGGAUGGACUUUAUCAACUUGAUUCAGCAUUUUUAAAAGUUUAUCCUAUCUAUUGGAAAGAUGAUGAUUUUGAUAUUUGUCGUGGUAUUUGGUUUACAACUUUUGAUAUGCAACCAAUAAACAAAGAUUUGGCUGAACGUAUUGAAAAACAUCAUUUACAACAAUUCUUAGAUCAAACAAUACCAUUUGGUCCUGUUUUUAGUGAUAAAGAUACUACUAAACGCCCAUUACUAACAUCAUUUGAAACUCCAACAGAAGAAGUAAGAUGGAAUUCUGUUAUUGAUAUAUGCCUUUUAUAUAAUAGUAAAACAAGUAAAUUAUUAAGAUAUAUUUCAUGGUCAAAAGCUAUACCAUUAACUAGGGGAUAUCCUGAUGAGGCAUUAUUUGAAGAUGGAAAACCUGAUUUUACGGAUUUAAUUUUAGUUGUCCAUGGUAUAGGACAAAAAGGUUAUGAAAAUUUAAUAGCUAAAAAUACAAAUCAAUUAAGAGAAUUAUUAACACCAAUUAUUGAUAAACAAUAUACUAAAUGUAAAAAAAAAAUGAUAAUGUUACCAAUUGAAUGGAGAAGUCAUUUAGUAUUAGAUGAAGAUAUGAGUUCACAUAUUUUACUUAGUAAAAUGAGUAAUUUAAGAGAAACAAUGAAUGCAGUUGCUUUGGAUAUUAUGUAUUAUCAAUCUCCAUUAUAUAGAACAGAGAUUGUGAAUGGAGUAAUUAGACAAUUAAAUGAUGUGUAUAGAACAUUUAUAAAAUAUAAUCCAAAAUUCAAAGGAAAUGUAUCAAUAUUUGCACAUUCACUUGGUUCUGUUAUAUCAUUUGACAUACUUUCAAAAUGGUCACCAUUACAUAUUUAUGAUGAGUAUGUAACAAAUGCUUUAAUGACAAAAAUAGAAUCAUUGGAAGGAUCAGAUAGAAUAAGAUUGUGUAAUUAUUUAGAUUCAAGGCAAACAUUAUUUGAUAGUGUUCAACUUGAAGAUAUUUUAGAUGAACAGGAAGAAAGUCUUAUUUUUAAUGUUAAAACAUUAUUUUGUGUUGGUUCACCAUUAGGAAUAUUUUUGGUAAUGAGAGGUGCUACCCCAAAAACAUUUGAAGCAUUAAAUGGUAAAGUUGAAAGAAUAAUUAAUAUUUAUCAUCCAAUGGAUCCUGUAGCUUAUAGAUUGGAACCAAUAUUCCAUGAAAAUUAUAAAUUUGUUAAACCAUUAAAAUUAUUUUCAUAUACUGAUGAAAAGUCACAUACUUCAUCAUAUAAUUUCAACUUAGAGUUAAUGAGAGAUUAUCAAAGAAAAAAACUUGAAAAAAUAUCAAGAAAUCAAAGUCCUAUUGUGGAAAUUAAACCAAAUCCAAAUGAUGCAUUUUUAGAAGGGUAUAACAGUGAUGAAUCAUCAUCUGAAAGUUCUCCAACAAAUAGCACUAACAAUGUUAGCAAAUUAAAAUCACAACAUGAAGAUGUUGUUGAAAGUAAAAAAACUGGAAGCUGGUUUAGUUCAAAUAAAAAUAAGGGUCCUAAGAUAGAAGAAAAAGCUAUUGAUGCAUUAGAAACACUAGAUACAACUGGUGAUUUAGAAACUUUAAUAAAUAUUGUUCCAAAAGAUGUUAAGCUUAAAAGAAGAAUUGAUUUUCAGGUGCAAAGAAGUUUAAUGGAUAAAAGUUAUGUUGGAAUGCUAAGAGCACAUUUUUCAUAUUGGACUAAUCCUGAUGUAGUUUCAUUUAUUGCAAAUAUUAUGCUUAAUGAUCAUAAUGAAGGAUUUGGUGAAGUAAUUGAAAAAGAGGAUAUCUAUCACAUGAAUGAUAUAUCAAAAGAGCAUUCAUAA
Strongyloides ratti is the source of this 2055-nucleotide messenger RNA. Its product is annotated as Phospholipase DDHD1. Gene Ontology annotation, molecular function: glycerophospholipase activity; metal ion binding. The transcript has 4 exons. Bases 1 to 2055 code for a protein of 684 amino acids. Lineage: Eukaryota; Metazoa; Nematoda; Chromadorea; Rhabditida; Strongyloididae. The record is from RefSeq and is a predicted model, not a curated record. Gene Ontology annotation, cellular component: cytoplasm.